CUCCAACCAGACCUAUAAUCUCAGUCGACUUCGACUCUUACGGUUUUGAAGGCGUCCGAUAGUCAAGGAUGGCGUCGGUAUCCAGGACAAUCGCUGGGGCCCCGUCAGUGACAAGCAUCCCCCUGUUCCUGGCACCAGCUUUCGCCAGGUCAGUUGCUACCGCAGUCACAUUAUCAACUCCGAGCCUUCGAUCAUAUGCAACCAAAAAGGACGAAAAGAAAAGCCACACAAACUGGGCACUACACGCGCGUCCGAAGAUUGAUAGGAACAAGAAAAGAGGUGUCUCUGCUAUCCGACGGACGGGACCUAGGAGCACGCGAGGACUGUGGAAAUACCCCCUUCCAGUGCCCGUGGCACGGGAUCACAGGGGAACGGCGGCAGAAUAUGCUGAAUCUGCGGACCAUGGACUCUGGGGUUUCUUUGAUAAGUCGAAACAGUCACUGCUUCCACCGGACGAUGAGUCGAGCCAUGGUCGGGCCUGGACGUACAAAGAGUUAUCUGUGAAAUCCUUUGAAGAUCUCCACAAGCUCUACUGGGUGUGCGUCAAGGAGCAGAAUCGAACCUUGACUCGAGAAAAAGAGAGACAACGUCUGAGGGCAGGCUAUGGAGAAGUGGAAAGCGAAGAGCGAGUUGCCGUUGUACGAGAAACGAUGAGCCUUAUCAGAGAAGUCCUGGUCGACCGCCAGUUGUCAUAUAACCAAGCGCGGAUACUGGUCGGACAGAAGGAAGUGGCCGAAAUCCUUGAAGAACCACGGUCUGUGCUGGAGGAUGACAGCCCGCUAGAGCAGACAAAGUCAACCCCAUACCAGCGGUGAUGGACGUGAGAACGAUUCUCAGAAAUCCUACCUUUUUCUGCAGAAUGCACUCAUAGCGGAUAACCUGCUUAGUGACUGUGGGACGCGGCGGCCGGUAGCGAAAGAUUCAGAGGACCACAGAAACGUUCCCGGAUCAUGUGUAACAGCCUGUAUACUUAAAACAUUGGAUACCCGGAAGCAUUUCUAUAACCUGCCAUCCUUAGGCUUCUUGCAUACCUCCCAAAUCGUGACGCCGCAGAGGUCAUCGCUUUUUACGUGAACGCUUCCAGGUCCGGG
Cladophialophora immunda is the source of this 1091-nucleotide messenger RNA. RefSeq lists its product as uncharacterized. The transcript is spliced from 3 exons. The record is from RefSeq and is a predicted model, not a curated record. Bases 69 to 815 code for a protein of 248 amino acids. Gene Ontology annotation, molecular function: structural constituent of ribosome. Lineage: Eukaryota; Fungi; Ascomycota; Eurotiomycetes; Chaetothyriales; Herpotrichiellaceae. Gene Ontology annotation, cellular component: mitochondrial large ribosomal subunit; mitochondrial ribosome. Gene Ontology annotation, biological process: mitochondrial translation.